Messenger RNA from Sesamum indicum (sesame), 2841 nucleotides. The record is from RefSeq and is a predicted model, not a curated record. Lineage: Eukaryota; Viridiplantae; Streptophyta; Magnoliopsida; Lamiales; Pedaliaceae.
UGUAUAAUAUGGGGAUUGAGUGCAUUGAAGUAGAAGCUAAAGCCCAGAGCACACGCAUACCUGCCGCCCCGCCAUAUCCCAAUGCCUUUCUCUUCUUCUUCUUCUUCUUCUUCUUCUUCUAUGCUUCUGCUCUCACUCUUUCUCCUCCUUCUGCUCUCACUCUUCGCCCCUUUCUCAUCUGCUGCUUACAAUGUCAGCUACGACACUCGCUCCCUCAUCAUCGACGGCCACCGCAAGCUUCUCAUUUCCGCCGCCAUUCACUACCCUCGCAGCGUCCCCGCCAUGUGGCCGGGCCUCGUACAAUUAGCAAAGCAAGGAGGCGUCGAUGUCAUUGAGACUUAUGUCUUUUGGAAUGGCCACGAACUCUCCCCUGACAAUUACUACUUUGGAGGCGAAUUGGCCCAUUCGUGGCUGCAGAAUGGAACUUUGGUGGCGUACCUGUUUGGUUGCACUACGUUCCAGGAACUGUCUUUCGAACUGAUAGUGAACCUUUCAAGUAUUACAUGAAGAAGUUCAUGACAUUCAUUGUGAACAUGAUGAAGAAAGAGAAGCUUUUUGCAUCACAGGGAGGUCCUAUCAUCUUGGCACAGGUGGAAAAUGAAUAUGGAUUCUAUGAGUCGGCUUAUGGAGAAGGGGGGAAAAGGUAUGCUCUUUGGGCAGCUAACAUGGCUGUUUCUCAGAACACUGGUGUACCUUGGAUUAUGUGCCAGCAGUUUGACCCUCCUGAUACUGUGAUUGACACAUGCAAUUCAUUUUACUGCGACACCUUCAAACCAAUCUCACCACACAAGCCUAAAUUUUGGACUGAAAACUGGCCUGGAUGGUUUAAAACAUUUGGAGCAAGUGACCCUCACAGGCCUCCUGAAGAUGUUGCUUUUUCGGUCGCUCGAUUCUUCCAGAAAGGAGGAAGCCUACAAAACUAUUACAUGUAUCAUGGUGGCACAAACUUUGGGCGCACUUCAGGUGGACCAUUCAUUACCACAAGUUAUGACUAUGAUGCACCAAUCGAUGAAUAUGGAAUAGCUAGAUGUCCAAAAUGGGGCCAUCUUAAAGAGCUUCAUAGAUCUAUAAAGUUAUGUGAGCAUGUGUUGCUGAAUGGAGAACCAACCUCUCUGUCACUAGGCCCCUUACAGGAGGCUGAUGUCUAUGAAGAUUCAUCAGGAGCUUGUGCUGCCUUUAUUGCUAAUAUGGAUGAUAAAAAUGACAAAACGGUUGUGUUCCUAAACACAUCAUAUUACCUGCCAGCAUGGUCUGUUAGCAUUCUACCAGACUGCAAAAGUGUAGUUUUCAACACAGCAAAGGUUGGUUCUCAAACGUCCGUGGUUGAGAUGAUACCAAUAGAUUUGCUGCCAUCAACUACAUCACCAAGUAAAGACUUGAAAGGUCUUCAAUGGAAUGUGUUCAAGGAGAAAGCUGGAAUUUGGGGUGAUGCUGAUUUUACUAAAAAUGGCCUGGUGGAUCACAUUAACACUACGAAAGAUACUACAGAUUACCUCUGGUACACAACAAGCUUACUUGUUGAUGAAACUGAAGAGUUCUUCCGAAACGGUACAAAUCCAGUGCUUGUAGUUGAAUCAAAGGGCCAUGCUAUGCAUGUUUUUAUCAAUCAGAAGCUUCAAGCUAGUGCAUCUGGAAAUGGCACAGUUUCACCCUUCAAAUUUAAAAGUCCCAUCUCUCUCAAGGCUGGGAAGAAUGAAAUUGCUUUAUUAAGCAUGACUGUCGGUCUGCAGAAUGCAGGAGCAUUUUAUGAGUGGGUUGGAGCUGGUCCAACCAGUGUCAGGAUUUUAGGGAUGAAGAGGGGCACGGUGGACUUGUCCAAUAGUACAUGGACCUACAAGAUUGGAUUGCAAGGAGAACACUUAAGGAUUUAUGAUACAGAUAGUUUAAAUUCUGUAAACUGGGUAUCAACUUCAGAACCACCUAAACAUCAGCCCCUCACAUGGUAUAAGGCCGUUGUCGAUUCUCCACCUGGGCAAGACCCUGUUGGGCUUGAUAUGAUCCACAUGGGGAAAGGUCUGGCUUGGUUAAAUGGAAAUGAAAUUGGAAGGUACUGGUCUAGAAAAGCCUCUAAGCAUGAAAAAUGUGUUCAGCAAUGUGACUAUAGAGGCAAAUUUAUCCCUAACAAAUGUAACACGGGCUGUGGGGAACCAACACAAAGAUGGUACCAUGUUCCCAGAUCUUGGUUCAAACCGUCAGGAAAUACCUUGGUGAUCUUUGAGGAGAAAGGUGGAAAUCCUACUAAAAUUCACUUCUCAAAAAGAAAAGUCUCAAGUGUUUGCGUGCAUAUCUCUGAAGAUCAUCCUUCCUUUGACCUUGAAAACUUGCAAAAAAGCACAAAUGGAGAUAACAAAAACAAGGCAAUUGUAAGGUUGAAAUGUCCCAUGAGCACUCAAAUUUCAGGUGUCAAAUUUGCCAGUUUUGGAGAUCCUGAAGGAACUUGUGGAUCGUACAAAGUGGGAAAGUGCCAUGAUCCUAAUUCCGUCUCCAUGGUUGAAAAGGUAUGCCUAAAUAAAAAUGAUUGCCAAGUGGAACUAAGCCAAGAGAAUUUUGACAUGCACCUGUGUCCCAGUUUGGUGAAGAAACUUGCUGUUGAGUUAGUGUGUAGCUGAGAGGCUGAGUUAUGGAUCCUACAUCUAAUUUGCGCACAUGUUCCUACACUCUUGUUGUAAAAGAGAAUGUUAGCAGGAUUCCUCAUUUCCUGGCUCCUGCCUGUUUGAUGUUUCUUCAACUUUUUCGUCUCAAAUUUUGAUAUACGUCUCUGUCAGUUAAUGUAAGAAAAGGAAGUACAUUCAGAGUGGAUUUUAUAAUAGAAUGAUUGUGGAGCGCAUACCAUUAAACUUG